UUGAGGGCUCUAACGUUCUCCUUCGUUGAAUCCUCAAUUGAAAAGAAUUCACAUGUGACUUAGUUCCCGUGCAUCGGUCCUGAGAGUCACCAACCUCAGGAUGAAGCUCUGUGCUUUAUUCCUCCUAUUCGCCGUCGCCGUGUCAUGGGUGCUAGCCGACCCCAGGCCCCAGGACACGGAAGAUGAGGUGCCGUUCGACGAAAAUGAAGCGGCAGGGCCGGAAUGCGUUGAAUGCAUCGCCACUUGCAGACGUGAAACCUUGGCCACUUACGAGUACUGUAGACACAACUACUGCGCUCUCCCCUGCUCACCCCCGCUCGCCCCAGAAGUGGGCGGUGGCAUCGGCAGUGCCUGCUACAGCAAUGGAGGAGGCGGAGACACCGGUUGCAUCACGGUCUUUUCCCCUCCUCCUCCUCCUCUCCCUCCACCGCCACCUCCUCCUCCUCCGGCACCUCCUUCUCCUCUGCCUCCUCCGCCUCCUCCGCCUCCUCCGCCUUCUCCGCCUUCUCCGGCGUCCCGUCCUCCUCUGCCGUCCCGUCCUCCUCUGCCGUCCCGUCCUCCUCUGCCGUCCCGUCCUCCUCCGCCGUCCCGUCCUCCUCCGCCACCUCCGCUGUCCCGUCCGCCUCCACCAUCUCCGCCGUCCCGUCCUCCUCCGCCACCUCCGCGACCUACUACUUUCAUGCCCUUCACGCUGAAGCCACCGACGGGGCUACCUACUAUGCCCAAGCCCACGGGGAAGCCGUAGAUAGAAAACAAGAACCUAACCAAAGAAUGCUGGAUGGAGGACUGAUGGACAGCUGCCAUGAAAACCUUGUUGUUGCCUACAUUUCUUCGAUAAAUUAUGGAUUUUUCAAGAAAUGAA
Molecule: messenger RNA, 862 nt
Organism: Bemisia tabaci
Lineage: Eukaryota; Metazoa; Arthropoda; Insecta; Hemiptera; Aleyrodidae
Source: RefSeq, a predicted model, not a curated record